UGCAGUCUGUCGGGGGCUGUUGGUCGAUUUUCACUUAGAUCCGGGCCUAGGUCCCGAGGCUAACAACCCCAGUCGUAGAGCCAGGGAAUAAAUUGAAAAAUUGUAUGUAAAUUAACUGCGGUAAAGAAAGGAAUCCAAUUGCCAAGCUGUAGCUUGUGGACGACCUCAAUUAUCUGAUCAUGGAGGGAACCCUCCUUCAUCUUUCUUAAUUAAUAAAUUUCUGCAGGAAAAAACAUUUCUAUUUGUCUGAGUUGCCAGCAAUCUCCCCUACUCUUUCCAACUAUUUUUUAACCCAUUGAUGAGGUUCUGAGAGUAGGGGACAGGACACACAUAAUUCUACACCAGAGACCUAUAAAUUAAAUCCACAAUGGGUGCUUCUCCAUCAGUCCUACAAAAAUCAAUCCACGAAUUCACCGUCAAGGACAGCAAAGCAAAGGAAGUAGACCUCAGCAUUUACAAUGGAAAAGUGCUUCUUGUCGUCAAUGUCGCUUCCAAAUGUUCAUUCACAAACUCGAACUACAGCCAGUUGACUGAACUCUACACCAAAUACAAGGACAAAGGUUUCGAGGUCUUGGCCUUCCCCUGCAACCAAUUCUUGAAUCAAGAGCCUGGGACAAGUGAGGAAGCACAACAAUUUGCUUGCACAAGAUUCAAGGCAGAAUAUCCCAUUUUCCAAAAGGUGCGAGUUAAUGGUCCGGACACAGCACCUGUUUACCAAUUCCUUAAAUCAAGCAAAGGUGGUUUUCUCGGUUCAAGCAUCAAAUGGAAUUUCACCAAGUUUCUGAUUGAUAAGGAAGGAAAAGUUAUCCAGCGUUACGGCUCCACUACUUCACCAUUGGCAAUUGAGGCCGAUAUCCAAAAAGCACUAGGGGAGGUGUGAGACGCUAUAUCAAGUUCAGACAGUUGUUGAUGAACAUAGUUACAUAAACAAAAAAAGAGCAUGGAGAUUUCUUGCAUAUUCUGUUUAUUCAACCUACAUGUGCUCUUGCACAGAAUUUCAGUUUCUGUGUUUCUCCUCCCUCCCUAUCCCUAUCUCCUCAAUGUAAUUUAUAAUAUAUUGAAUAGUGUGUGAAUAUAUAUAUAUAUAUAUAUAUAUAUAUAUAUAUAUAUAUAUAUAUUCUUUGUCUUUGUUUCAUGGUUAAAAAAUAUAACUUACACUAUGUUGUUGAUUCUUAGGCACAUUCAUGGUGAGAACCUCUCAUAGUUGCUGC
Molecule: messenger RNA, 1211 nt
Organism: Capsicum annuum
Lineage: Eukaryota; Viridiplantae; Streptophyta; Magnoliopsida; Solanales; Solanaceae
Product: probable glutathione peroxidase 5
Exons: 6
Coding region: 368-880 (170 amino acids)
Biological process (GO): response to oxidative stress
Molecular function (GO): glutathione peroxidase activity
Source: RefSeq, a predicted model, not a curated record